This is a messenger RNA of Mizuhopecten yessoensis (Yesso scallop), 3629 nucleotides long. RefSeq names its product feline leukemia virus subgroup C receptor-related protein 2-like. Gene Ontology annotation, biological process: heme export; transmembrane transport. The coding region runs from base 803 to 2086 and encodes 427 amino acids. The transcript has 7 exons. Gene Ontology annotation, molecular function: heme transmembrane transporter activity; heme binding. NCBI's taxonomy places the organism in Eukaryota, Metazoa, Mollusca, Bivalvia, Pectinida, Pectinidae. The record is from RefSeq and is a predicted model, not a curated record. Gene Ontology annotation, cellular component: membrane.
GAACUGUUGAUAAUUAGCUUCAUCAUAACAUAUGAUUUUUCUUUUAUAUUUUCUUACAAGUCCCGUGUCUAUGGUCAAGUUUACUAGAGUCGCGUCAUGGUCCGAGAUGUUACGGUCUACGUCGAUCGUAUCAGCAAGUACAUACAGGCACAUGUCAGAAAGUAGUAUUGGGUCAAGUAGUGAGGCGCGCGUGCGACCUGUCCUAGUCGGUUUAUCUAUAACGUUAGUCAGAUGGAAGGAGUUCAUUAUGUCAACGAGUCUGUGAUUAUUGUCUACAGUCAGAAGAUCAACAUUUAUGUCACCUACAACUAUUACAUACGGAUUCUCGUUUAGUGCUUUUUCCAUAGCAUAUUGGAAGUUGUUCCAAUAAGACGGUAUACAGUUUGGGGGUCUAUAGGUGGUACACAAUAAGAGUUUUCUGUGAGGAAACUGGAUUUCUAACCAUAAUACUUCGCCAACCUGGAACUCAAGGUCUGGUCUACGACAAGUGGAUAAGAGGCUGGAAGUGUAAACAUUUAUACCCCCACCCGGAGCACCACGGUCUUUACGAUAUAAGUCAAAGUUGUCUAAGAGAAUGUCAUCGUCUGCUACAGAACUGUCACUGGAUUAAGUCCCCUAAAUAAUCAAUAGAAUUAUACAGCCCACCGUUCCCGCUACAUGUGGUUAGCAUAUAUCGACACCACGGAGAAAAGCGCACUACCAGUGUUUGUUUCUUUGACAUGGCUGUCGACGGUCUUCAGAUUGCCACGCAGGGCUUCGACUUUAAGGGUUACCUACAAGGACCGUACCCAAUGAUCUCAAUAUGAUGGGCAAAGCGGUGAGUCGGGGAUCCUCCCUGGAGAAUGGUCUGCAGGCCAAGCCCAUCCUCACUCAGUCCCCUACUGAGGACGACAAGGAUGACAGGAUUGCGACAGCUGGUGGCCAGCCGAGGGUAUAUAAGCGGCGGUGGAUCAUGGUGUUUCUGUUCUGCUUCUACUCCAUGAGUAACGCCUACCAAUGGAUACACCUCAAUAUAAUUGCGAACGUCAUCAUUAAGUACUACAAUCAGAGUUUGCCUGAAGAUAAUUUUAAAAGGGAGACAACUGUUGAUUGGCUGUCCAUGAUUUAUAUGUUGGCAUACAUUCCAUUGAUUUUCCCUUCAACGUUCUUGUUAAACAAGAAAGGCUUACGUGUGGUGGCUAUAUGUGGUUCCUUCCUCAAUGCGCUUGGUGCGUGUCUCAAAUUAGCAUGUGUCUCACCAGACAGAUUCCCUGUAUUAAUGUUUGCUCAAACUGUCUGUGCAAUAGCGCAGAUCUUCAUUCUUGGACUUCCAGCCCGCAUUGCUGCCGUUUGGUUUGGACCGAACGAAGUGUCCACAGCUACAUCUCUCGGGGUGUUUGGGAAUCAGGUCGGCGUGGCUAUUGGAUUCCUAGUACCACCUUUGAUAGUGAAAAACAGCGAGGACUUAGACGAGAUAGGAGCCGGUCUAUGGGCGAUGUUUAUAGGUACAGCUAUCGUCACCGGAGGCCUGUUCCUACUAGUACUAUUAGUUUUUCGAGAGAGGCCCCACACACCGCCUAGUAAGGCACAGAUGAUUGCUGUGGAAAACGAAGCGAAUGAACAUUACGGGAAAUCUCUUUUGAACUUGUUCAAAAACAGAGGAUUUGUCAUAUUGACUAUAACAUAUGGUAUCAAUACUGGCUGUUACUAUGGUAUAUCAACGUUACUCAACCCCGUGGUCCUAAACUACUUCCCGGGCGAAGAAGAGAACGCCGGACUGAUAGGACUGACCAUAGUGUUGGCCGGAGUAGCAGGUUCUAUCGUGGCCGGAAUAUGGUUGGACAGGACCAAAACAUUCAAGGAUCAUCGGACAUUGUCUCAUCCGUCAAAGAAAAUCAUAGAUCUUCCCAGGACCCGUCUACUGGCCUGUCGGCUUUCCGCAAAUCGAUUCAAAGCUACCAACCUUCGGCAGCGACUGAAGACAUCAUCAUGUCGUCAUGGCGAAGUACAACUAAAAGACAAUAUGAUGUAUACAUUGCCAAAUGGAUGGACUAUGCAGGUGGACGGAGUAUCGAUCCCUUUUCACCCCCUGUGGGAACUAUUUUAGACUUUUUGACAGAAGCAUAUCACAAAGGGGCAGGGUACAGCACAAUUAAUACUGUGAGGUCUGCACUAUCAUCCUUCAUUUCUAUAAAUGGGCAGCCAUGCGGUACAUUACCGAUUAUUAAAAGAUUUGUGAAUGGUGUGUUUCAACUAAGACCAGCGUUACCAAAAAACCAGGUGAUUUGGGAUCCUCAGAUUGUAUUGGAACAUAUAAAAAGUAUAAUUGUUUAGGAUGCUACACUGAAAAUGCUGUCUAUGAAAACAGUGGUGUUGUUGGCAUUGCUUUCAGCACUGAGGACACAGGCAUUGCAUUUAGUGGAUAUACGAAAUGUGACAUUAACUAAAGACAAUGUUAAAAUCCGAUUCAGGGAUGUAUUAAAACAGACCAGACCUGGUUUUCACCAGGCAGAGCUCCUUUUGCCAGCCUUUGCGGAACAGGAGCUGUGUAUAGUCCACACACUUUCUAUUUACCAGGACGAUACGCAAAGACACUACUAAACUUUUUAUAAGUUACCAGGAACCACAUCGAGCAGUGUAUAGGCCACUAUAGCCAGGUGGAUCAGAUGCGUCCUUGGUAGUUCAGGGGUUGAUAUGACUAUCUUCACCCAACACAGCACUCGUGCUGCAGCCACCUCAGCAGCAUCAAGGGGUCAUGUCCCCAUUCAAACUAUUCUGAAAACAGCAGGAUGGAAUUCCACUAGUGUUUUUGGAAAAUUUUAUCACAAGCCAUUGGUACAACAAGCAGGACUGUUACCAAGUGAGAGUGUCCCUGCCCCAUAGAUAUUGCUCAGUGACAGUACUGCAAAGAACAGUUUAAUGUAAUGUAUAUAGUGUACAUACAUGUACCUUAUUAUCGUGUGGAAACUGUAAUAACUAUCCUAGACCUACAACAUUUAAUAUGGACAAUACAUGGGGUAAAUUUACUUGUGUUUCAUUCAUUAUGGAGUGACAAGAACUGUUUACAACUUAAUGCGACUGUGCAGUCGAUAUCACGUUUGUUUUACAUACAUGUAUAUGUAUUAUGUGUUGAGUUUAUUACACAGGUUAAAUUGGUUUUCUGUGUUUUUGUCGUUUUUCUGGUUCUAUUUUACCAGUUCGGAAACACUCUCUUUGAACAUCUCAUGUGACCCCUAGUACCGACAGAGAAGAGAACAGAAUUGUUAAAUUAAAUGAGACUUACCUGUAAGUUGAAAUUUGAUGUCAAUUCUGUUCUCUCCUCUGCAGGUACCUAGGGGUUACAACCCACCCUUUUUAUUACCCUCCAUUUGUCUUUAGUUUAUAUAUGUUGUGGAGGUUUUAACUCUGGGACGUUUGAGUGAAAGAUCUCUUGAUCUUUUUAGUUAUUGCCAGAGUCUGGUACACUGGUUUUAACCAGUGCACAUUAAGUGUUUCCUCACUUCUUUGAAUUAUUACUGUACGCAUGCGCACGCAUCUCAUGUAACCUCUAUGUACCUGCAGAGGGGAGAACAGAAUUGACAUCAAAUUUCAACUUACAGGUAAGUCUCAUUCAAUUUAACAAUUAUCUACGUUGUUUGUUUACAGGGCCA